Brenthis ino (lesser marbled fritillary) is the source of this 2160-nucleotide messenger RNA. Lineage: Eukaryota; Metazoa; Arthropoda; Insecta; Lepidoptera; Nymphalidae. The record is from the annotation of a GenBank genome assembly.
AUGGGGCUCCUAUCAGACCCUGAAUACGGGUCUUUGAAAUGGGCUCGGAUUCUUAGGAAGGUUCACUCUCCUCUGUGUUUUGUUUGCUAUAUUGCUGCUAUAGCUUGGUUUUUCAUGUUAGCCAAUAAAGAAUUCAAUAAUGAGACAUAUUUCUCUGAAAAUGCUUUACUACCGGGAUUAGUUACAAAUGAGUUUAAUGGUGAACAUUCGGCAAAUCAAUUCUUCAAUGAAUUUUUGCAAGAACUUGAGGAGAAAUAUGAUGAGUCAGAUGAAAUACCGAUACCCUGGCUAGUUGGAAAGAUGUCACAACUGCAUUUAGAAGUAUACACACAUAACUUCACAUUAAAUUAUCCCCUUGGGCAGGGGCAGGUGUUUAAGGGCACAAAUGUCUAUGGUAUUCUCAGAGCACCUCGCACUUCUUCCCUGGAGGCAAUAGUCGUAACUGCUCCAUAUAGAUCUUUAUCUAACCAUCAGAAGGGAACAGCUGCAGGGAUAGCACUAAUGCUUGCAUUUGCACAGUUUGCAAGACCACAAAAAUAUUGGGCCAAGGAUAUAAUAUUUUUAAUAACUGAACAUGAACAGCUAGGAAUGCAAGCGUGGUUAGAAGCUUACCACGGUCUUCAUCGAUCGUCACCUACCUUCUACACAUCUCUCGGAAACUUCUGGCACCCCAGUAGCUCAUUCGCAGAUAUUGGAACAUUCUCUAAGGGUUUCCAAUGGCUGAACGAUCACAAUAAAUGCUUAGAUCCUGGUACAUUGAAAGGAAGGUCCGGGUCUAUACAGGCAGCUAUCAAUUUGGAAUUCCAUACACCAAAGUUUAAAUAUAUUGAAGUAAAAAUAGAAGGUCUAAAUGGACAAUUGCCGAAUUUGGAUUUAGUUAAUUUAGUGCAUAAAUUGUGCGUCAAGUCUGGUAUACAUCAUUCAUAUAAAAACAGCUAUUCCUGGGUUCGAACCCGUAACAAAAUGGAUGAAUGGGUCAACAGCAUAUAUACUAUGCUUGGAAUGGUAUCCACGCAACUUGCUGGGGUGCCAAACGGCAAUCAUGGUUUGUUCCACCGUUUCGGAAUCGAAUCUGUUACCCUCGAAGGUCGUGACGCAGAUGAUCCCGCGGGAAUCCCCCCUCGGGUUCAUUCUCUAUCUCCUGCCAACUUCUACCGCCUUGGUAUCACAUUGGAAAGUAUUCUACGUUCUUUGAACAAUCUUCUAGAACGAUUCCAUCAGAGUUACUUCUUUUAUAUGCUAGCGGCUACUAAUAGGUUUAUUUCUAUAGGUCAGUAUAUGCCAUCGUUGUGUCUUCUAUGCGGUGCAAUGUUAGUCCGAGCUCUCUCCCUCUGGGUCACAUUACAAAAAGAUAUCGACGAACAAACAGAUAAAGAUAAAGAAGAUGAAAAAGAUAAAACAAAAGAUAACAAUGAAAAAAAAGAAAGUGAUAAAGAUGAUGUGAAAGAUAUUAAAGAAAAGAAAAAUAUGAAGGAAAAGAAAGAUACGUUUAAAAAAGAUACAGAACUCAAUUUAAGUGUAGUGAAUAUUGGUGCGAAUUAUUUGAUAGUACAUUUGUUGGGGUACGGUGUAAUGAAUUCGCCAUUGAUUUUUAGUCAUAUUGGUGCAACCUACUUCGACGCACCCUCAGAACAAUCAGUAUUCUACGGCCUCAUAAUUAUAUGUGUUUUGCUAACUUUGAUAACGCCAUAUAUCCUAAACUUUCGUUCCAUACCUUUGACUUUUGAAGAACUAUCUAUAGUGAAUAUACUAUUAUUGAUAGAACUUUCCACGGCAUGUUUGGCCAUUGGUAUGCAUAAUUUCCCAUUGGGCUUGUGUUUGGGGGUCGCUUACACCCCCUUGGCGUUAUUAGUGGGGGUUGUUGGCAAGGAUCUUAAUAAGAAAAGGAAAAUAUCUCUUUUCAUUAAAAGAGUCGCAUGUCUCUUACUGCACCCACUGCUACUAGUUGUAUUGGGUCUGACAGUCUAUUCGCGGGUUCUAUUCCCGGAGGAGGCAUUUUUGUCUAUGGCCAGUAGAGGGAGAGAUGCGGCGAUGCAAGCUAUUAUGUUCUCUAUUGUUGACUCUAUGAUUUACGGGAACUGGCUUUUUAAUGUGGCAGCGACAAUAAUUCUACCAACUUGGAUUUUGUUUUGGCAAAUAUUGUGUAACAGAGUUGCCAUU